Rhincodon typus (whale shark) is the source of this 2069-nucleotide messenger RNA. RefSeq names its product arf-GAP with dual PH domain-containing protein 1-like. Gene Ontology annotation, cellular component: intracellular membrane-bounded organelle; plasma membrane. Gene Ontology annotation, molecular function: phosphatidylinositol bisphosphate binding; GTPase activator activity. NCBI's taxonomy places the organism in Eukaryota, Metazoa, Chordata, Chondrichthyes, Orectolobiformes, Rhincodontidae. Bases 130 to 1053 code for a protein of 307 amino acids. The record is from RefSeq and is a predicted model, not a curated record. The transcript has 10 exons. Gene Ontology annotation, biological process: positive regulation of GTPase activity.
GACUGGGCCUCUUACACAAUCGGAGUGUUUAUCUGCUUGAACUGUUCAGGGAUUCAUCGGAACCUCUCAGGAGUCAGCAGAGUCAAAUCUAUCCGACUGGAUUUCUGGGAUGAUGAUUUAGUUCAGCAAAUGAAAAACCAUGGUAACUGGAUGGCGAGGAAACACUAUGAGGCAAAGGUUCCUCCUUUCUACUACAAGCCUCAGGCUUCAGACUGUGUAGUCCUGAAGGAGCAGUGGAUUCGAGCCAAGUACGAGCGGGAGGAAUUCACUGACAUCGUCACCAAGCAACAGAAAUCUCCCAUAUCAGGUGACCGAGUCAUUUAUCUUUGGAAACGGGGAAAGGACAAAGGAAAUUUUCAGAAGAGGACUUUCCGGCUUUUGGAGAAAGAGGGUGUGAUCCAUUACUACGCUAAGGAGGAGGAUAAAGAGCCAAGAGGAGUCAUUCACGUGUCAGAGCUCAAUGCCACAUUCCAGCCGGAAAAAAUUGGGAAUCCAAAUGGGCUACAGAUCACUUACCUGAAAGAUGGACGUACCAGGAGUAUGUUUGUCUACCACAAAAAUGGCAAGGACAUAGUGGAUUGGUUCAAUGCAAUCAGGGCGGCCCGUUUCAGAUAUCUCAAAAUUGCUUUCCCUACAACCAGUGAGACAGAGCUUAUACCAAAAUUAACAAGAAAUUACAUAAAGGAAGGAUAUAUGGAGAAAACUGGCCCCACGCAAAAGGAACCUUUUAAGAGAAGAUGGUUCACAUUGGAUAUUCAAGAUCGUAAACUGCUGUACUUUAAGGAACCACUGGAUGCCCAUGCACAAGGGGAAGUGUUCAUUGGGCAUUCGGACUAUGGAUAUAAUAUUCUGGAAAGCCUCCCUCCUGGUGUGAAAGGCAAUAAAUGGAACUUGGGGAUAACAAUUGAGACACCCGAGAGGAAAUUUGUAUUUACCUGCAAAGACGACCAGGAUCUCAAGGAAUGGAUUGUAGCUUUCAAAGAAGUGAUUUUCAAACCAAUGUCCCCCCAAGACUACACAGUUGAGGCCUCUUUAAGACGGAAGCAGAGGUGACAAUAACUUGAAAAAAGUGAUGGCUAGACUCAGAACAGGGCAUUCUAUUCCAAAGAUAGCCUGCAAUUAACAAGGGAAGGCACUCCUCAUUUGGAUAAUGGCAUCUCGCUCUGAACAGACUAUUGAACAAACAUGAACACUAGGUAAUACAUGAUGCCUAUUACAUUUUGGGCUUUGAACAUACAGAUACUCAAGACUAAGCAAAGCUAAUGACUCCUGCCUCGGUGAUCCAGCUUGCCCAUCAGGGACUCUGCCAACACGUGUUUCUACUGAAAGCACCUGUUACAAUUCAGUUAUGAACUGUCGAUACUUGAGUGAGGUGGCAUUGUAACUAUAUCUGGAGCGCAGGGACAGAAUCAGCAAAACUUCUUGGAGACAUUUCUUCCAAACCAAAGCAUUUGGAAUGCAGGAAAACUAAAAGCAAAAACCUAUGCCAUUAUUUCAGAGUCUGUUUUCCUGGUUUUGGGCAACAUGGUUAUUUGUUGCAUCCACAGACCUGUGUGCCAGAAUCCAUAGGGGAGACGACUAGGGGACGAGAACAAUUCUUCAUCAUCUUCAGUUUUACUGGGUGGAGAUCUUAGUGUAUUGCCUCUGAUUAGGUUGGAAUUAUAAAACACUAGGUCAGGCUCUGGCCCACGUAACCUUGUUUGCUCGUGUAAACUUUCCUUACCUUCGAAGACAUUUUGGUUGUGGUGCCAGAUUCUUUGAAGAUGUCUCAUUCAUUGUCCAUGUGAAACAUUUCGACUACAGCCAGGACUUUCCAUGCUCAGUGUUUGCUUCUGAUGAAAUGUGGGUUACAUUAUAUAUGUUAGUAAAAUGAUUCCUUCAGGAGCUUUCCAAAAUUGUGGUUCCUCACACAGAGACUAGGUACAAUACUGGUGUCUGAAAUAACAGUGAACUUUCAAUCUGUACAGCCACAUCUCUGUAAAAUGUUAAAGUAACAGCUACCUUGUAAAACAGAAUAAUUUGAUUGCUCUUUGUUUUGCUUUAUGUAAUAAAGAGAAUUCCAAACCAAA